AUCAUCAGGCCCCUAGUAGAUCAUGACCAAACUUUCGAUAUAGCGGUCACUGUGUGGUUGAGGGCACAAGAGGAGGAGGAGAAAGCCUGGAAAGACAGUUCAAUGCUGAACAUCUUGAACUCGGACUUUGACGCCUCUGUCGCGGAAAGACAGAGGCGUGUGGAGGAAGACUUACUUGAGGUUCCCCUCUACUCCGACAUCGUAUUUCGUGGACUUCGCCUUUCGGACAGGCACAUAACAGCGGACGUCAAAUUCCGUCUUCCUACGAGGAAAUUCCUCGAUCAAAACCUGACGGUUACGGACCUCCGUGGCUCGUUCGUGCUCAUACCUUCCUCCCCGUCUCCCCUCGACUACCUCGUCAACUUCUCAACCUCGUGGCCAAGGUCCAUUUCGCGGCUUCCACUU
Messenger RNA from Heterobasidion irregulare TC 32-1, 405 nucleotides. RefSeq lists its product as uncharacterized. The record is from RefSeq and is a predicted model, not a curated record. The annotation marks the transcript as partial. NCBI's taxonomy places the organism in Eukaryota, Fungi, Basidiomycota, Agaricomycetes, Russulales, Bondarzewiaceae. The transcript has 2 exons.